Molecule: messenger RNA, 2768 nt
Organism: Paramisgurnus dabryanus
Lineage: Eukaryota; Metazoa; Chordata; Actinopteri; Cypriniformes; Cobitidae
Product: histo-blood group ABO system transferase-like
Biological process (GO): carbohydrate metabolic process
Cellular component (GO): Golgi apparatus; vesicle; membrane
Molecular function (GO): hexosyltransferase activity
Source: RefSeq, a predicted model, not a curated record
UGUAUGUGCACGCACUCCCGAGGUAAAAGUAACAGCUGAUGAAAAGCGUCAUAACAGACUGAGAUUUGGAGCGUUUCAGGAAAGACAGGGGGACUGGAAUUCAGUUCAUACAUCAAAUGAAAACAGACGCAAGAUCCAUCUAACAUGCGACUUAAUUUCUAUCAUUUUGUGUUUGUUGGCGUGUUGCUGAUUGGGCUCUCUUAUUUGGGCUACAACUCUAACUGGCAACUCCAAAGGAGAGAGGAGAAGCAUAAAGACUUGGGAUUGCACUCAGUUCCUGGGUGUGUACAACUACAUACACAUAAUUUCAUAUUAUUAGGUUUAUAACUUUGUGUCUAAUAUGCAUGCAUUGUAUUCACCAGAUAAAAAGCAUAGCUUAUCGUUUAAAUGUGUUUAAUAUGUAUCAACAGCUAAGUCCAUGAACCAGUAAGGGAUGUCUGCUUUUCAUUUUCUUUAAUCUUUGUACAGGUUGCUGUAUGCACAGCCCAGUGCCCUUAAUGGUCGAUCAGAUGUCGCUUAUAUGACACCAUGGUUGGCGCCCAUUGUUUGGGAGGGAACCUUUAAUCCUACACUGAUCGACUCUAUCUACAAACAACAAAAUAUCACUAUAGCCACUACAGUUUUUGCUUUGGGAAAAUAUAUACGUUUUCUCAGAGAUUUUCUGGAGUCAGCUGAGCAGCAUUUUUUUGUUGGAUUUCGGGUGCAUUAUUACUUGUUCACAGAUCAACCAGAAGCAAUUCCUGAUGUAAAGCUCGGUGAAGAACGUCAGCUGAGAGUGCGGACAGUCCCGAGAAUGGAUAGGUGGCAGGACAUUACUAUGGGAAGGAUGGGAAUGGUGGCAAAACUAACUGAGAGUGAACUGGCAAAUGAGGCUGACUACAUUUUCUGCCUUGAUGUGGAUACAAAGUUUUAUGCCCGCUGGAGUGUGGAGGCUUUAGGCAGUCUUGUAGGAGUGAUUCAUCCUUGGUUCUAUAAUUAUCGAAGGGAUCAAUUUACCUAUGAACGUAGACCAGAGUCACAAGCAUUUAUUCAGGCUGAAGAAGGUGAUUUUUAUUACGCUGGUGGUACGUUUGGUGGCUCAGUGCAAGAAGUGCAUAAGCUCACCAGAACUUGCAGUGAGCAGCAGAGUAUUGAUGCUGCCAAGUCCAUUGAGGCAAUAUGGCACGAUGAAUCUCACUUAAACAAGUAUUUUCUUUACAAUAAGCCCACUAAGGUGCUCUCACCUGAGUAUCUGUGGAGAAAUAUUGAUGCCAGAACUAAUGAGGUGACAAUAAUACGCUUCUGUAGUGUAGAUAAAAAUAGUGAAGAGGUUCGCUCAAACUUAUAACAACAGUUACAAACUGGAAUGUUCAUCUACACUCACAUAUUGCGUCCAUAAAGGCUUCAGAAGUUUCAAAUUGUGACACUAAAAUACUUUUGAUUAUAUUAUGAUAUAGUAUAUUGUUAUGUGUUGUCAAGUACAAAACUUACCAAAAAUUUACUUUAAAUAGUCACUAUCCCCCGGUUUCACAGACAAGGCUUAAGGCUAGUCAUAGACCAAGACACAUGUUUGAGCUAUCUCAACUCAGAAACAAGCACUGAUGGAUCUUAAAAUAUGCCACAGUGCCAUUGAUCUUUUUCUUCAGUAAAUGAACCAUUCAGGGAUGGGGUAUUCAAAAUAUCACUUUUCUUUGGCCUAACUUCAACUUGCUUUUGUUUUAAUUGUUUGAUUGUCUGUCCAGAUGUAGAUACAGAUUUUUCUUUUUCAUAAUGUUAUUAUUUUAUUAUUAAAAAAAACGUUUUAUUUAUCUCUCUACUUUUUUCUUUUUGUAAUUAUUGUAUUCUAUUUAUUGUAAAAAAAUUUAUUCUGUCAAAAGAGCGAUUAUAAAGGUCAGUUAAAACUGCCUUUCAUUAAAUGCAGGUCAUCAAUAUAGGCAGCAAAACGCUGGAAGGAAACAGUCAGUGAAUCCCUAGGAGCAAAUAAACCCAAACCAGGCAUUCCAGUGCCCCAAGCUUUAUCGCAGCGCCCCUCUCCACCUACUAUAGUGGAGAAAGGUUUGCUACAUUGGCGGAACUAGAUUUUUAUAGAUGGGGUUGCCAGGAAGUGGCCAAGACUUUAGGGGAUGCAUAGUCAAUGAAAGAAUGUCUUACCCUAACCUGGCAUCAAAAUUCCAUAAUUGCAUCCAUGGUUACCCCACAUUACCUUAUGUAUUUCUAUACUACGACACGUGAAUGUUAAUCAAUUAAAAUGUUGAACUUCACGAAGUGCAACACAAUUCAAAUGGCGGUGUGGGUCCCUGAGGGGGCUUAGGGAUGUUUGUGAGUUUAAAAGUGGAGUGGAACGCCGCCCAUCAAAUGGGGAGCUGCACUUUUUCUGGAUUAUAAGCAUAAUAACACUUACAUUUCUCAACCACUAUUUUAAUUAAUUAUGUAGGCUAUAAUUUAAAACAAAGUAAUAGUAGUAGUUUUACCAUAUCACAUAAAUGUUUAACUAACUGCUGAAACUUUUAACCAGAUCCAUUAGGGAUUCUCUUGUCUGUUUUGAAGUAUGUCUGUACGCUUUUAUACUUUUUAUUUGAUUUUCAUUGUCUAAAAAAACUCAUGCAUGGGUUCUGACCUGCAGCACAAGACAAGCAUAUGAUGAAAGAGAAACCCACUUCCAUAAACAACAUAUUUUUAAUGUUAUGUAGAUAAGAAUUGGUGUUUUGUUCGAUGAUUCAAAUAAGAAACUUCUCUGUACGAUCUUAGCAUAUCCAUGUUGAAAGCACUGCAUAUUAAAAAAAAUCUUC